CGCUCACGGCCCAAAGUGGCCAUUUCUGAAGGUUUUUAGUAGGUGAGAGAGGGCGAUACGGUUUCUCCGAGGACCAUCAGCCAUCAGGUUGGUCGUUUCCGAUCGCUGGGCAGCGGCAAAACAGCCCUUGAAAACCCCUAAAAUCUCGCGUUCGUUGCUUCAAUCAAUCGUUUUCCUCUUCCUUGACAGCGGAUUCAGAUCAUUCCCAGUCCCAGAUGUGAAUUGUAGGAAUGUUGACGGGUCAUGCUAUUAGUUUACAUGAAAGAAGUGAAUCAGAUGAGCUUUUACUAGCAGAUCCUGUAUCUGAGAUUGAUGACGAGGAAGCAGAAAUUUCUGGAAAAGUAUUGUAUAGAGCCUCAUUUGAAGAGCUUGCAAAAAAUCAUGUGCAAUGUGACACAAUUAUAUGGGUAUUGAUAUCAUUAUUGCUUGUUUUGGCUUGGGGAGUUGGUGUAGUUAUGCUUCUAUAUCUGCCUGUCAGAAGAUAUGUGCUGCAGAAGGAUAUAUCUUCACGCAAACUUUAUGUCACACCCAACAAGAUAGUUUACAAGGCCAGAAGACCUUCCUUUUUGCCUUUCCUAGGGUUUACAAAGGUUGAGAAGCACAUACCUCUUCACACAGUCAUCGACAUCAUUAUGGAACAAGGAAUAGCUGGAGAAAGGAGAAUAAAUCAUACCCUGUGCAUCGUGUUGGCCAGUAUUCAUGAUGCCGGUUGCCUGCAAUCAUUAUAUGGAAUCCAUACAUUUAGGAUCGAAAGUAUAGCUCAUGGCAAAGCUGCACCAGUGGAUGAACUACAAUUUCAAGGUGUUUCCAACCCAGGACUUCUAAGGAAGGUUAUUAUAACAGAGGCUGCAAAGAGUAUCCAAGAAGCCAGGAGUUGGAAGCCUACAAUGCACCCCGGGGAAGGUCUAUCCACACCAACUCAUAUGAGAUCUCUAACCGAGGUUCCAGCAAUUGAGAAGUUUCAAUCUCCUGGCUGGAAGGUCAAAGCUUCUCCUAGACGUGCUCUGUUUGAGGCUGGAGGGGUCAUACCUGGAGACUUGUUGCUAAAUAAACUUGAAGAAAUAAAGCAAUCAGUAAAGAAAAUCGAAUCUUUUGUGGGAACACAAGAUUCAUCUGAUGGUUGCUGAGUUGACAUUGUGCUAUUCUUUUUCUCCCCAGUUUAUUUUGUAUCAUAUAGGUCUUUUCAAAGCUUUGUUUUGCAAGUGACUAUUUCCUUUUUUUGAAGUAUAUUGUCUUGCAAAUAACUUGUAACAAUGGAUGUGUGUAAUCAUCAUUUUGAGCAGAAGAAGAAAGAAUAGUGCAAAUACAAAUUCUCUGAUUGAAAUUCUGCUUGGUGGAGCUUCGACUUCUCUCUGCAAAAUAAAGCCUUCGAUUCAUAUUCAGGAAGAAAUGAAAUAGGUUGAGAGAAUAUGAUAGCCAGACCAAGAGGCCAAGUGCAGAAGAGUGAAUUAGGUUCAAAGCAACUUCUUCGGAAACCUGUUUAUAUUGUUCCCCAUUGGGAUGAGUUAGUAAUGGAGCUUACAGCAGGAACAUCGAGAUUUGAAGCAGGUUGUGUAUGGUUCCCGAAGAUGAGGGAUUUAGAGUAUUUGAGCAAAUAAGCUCAAGGCAUGCCCUUUAGCAUGGAGCACAUCUUAUAACUUCCAGAAGCCAACGCCAUCAUGCUAGGUAUUGAACAGCUGACUAUGAAACUGUUGGCAUGCCCUACCAUAACUCAAGGUCCCUGGACCCAUGCACUUCACAACAUGACGCAUUUCAGAGGAAUUAGAAGUUGGUCUACUGCCAAAUGUCGUCGCUGAUUGAAAAAUAGGCCAGAUAUUUAGUUUCUGUUUGUUUAAUGGUCUUCUGCUUUAUUAAGAUAAUUUCUCUGUUAUUGGGUGAUACCAGAAUUGUAGAAAACAAUGGCAUACUGGUGUUGGGCGUAAUAGAUACUCAUCUAAAUAUGUUGCAGAAAUU
Messenger RNA from Phoenix dactylifera (date palm), 1953 nucleotides. RefSeq lists its product as uncharacterized. Lineage: Eukaryota; Viridiplantae; Streptophyta; Magnoliopsida; Arecales; Arecaceae. The record is from RefSeq and is a predicted model, not a curated record.